AUGGAACCUACGAGCCAACUCGGUGCCAGUACUUCACUUCCUCAACUAAACAAAGGCCCGCAAAUUCUCUCAGGCUCGGGCAGUUUCCAGAGCUACUUAUCUUCUGCUGGUUCACAUCACCGUCACGCUAAAGGGGCAAGUGUCCAUCUUGAGAACCAAUCGUCGGUUCAUACCGACAAGAGCCAAUCACCCUACCUUCAAAGCGUAGUAGAAGCUUCUUCUCAUCCAGGACCGUUGUCUGGUGUUGUGCGAUUCAUAACCAACUUCCCUGGGUUCCUGCUCGAGGACCUACACCGCUUCCGCUAUGGACACCUAGGAAGGCUGCGGAUUUUGUUGUCCCUGUACUGCUGCGUGAGCGUUACCUUCCUCUCUUUCAAAAUGCAUAGCGCCUUGCAAGGUGCUGUUGCAGCUGGCCGCCCACACAUGGGUCAUAGCCCAAACUCGGACACAUUGUACCAUGUUUCCCCUCUCUCAAAUGUAUCGGUUCAGCAGCGAAUGUCCAUCGCGUUUCCCAAUACGUCCCCUGGUCAUCUGGAGACCUUCAUCCUGGCUACUCAUUCGUCAGUUGACAGUGACCUCACCGCUUGCCUGUGGACUGAAGAGGACAAGCUGCACGACACCAUCAGCUCACUCACAGCCUGGUCGGGUCCUAUGUCUCUGGUCGUCGUGACGUCGGCUCCAACGGACCAUCUAACCGUGCUGAAAAGGUUUCCAGAGCUUAUGAGCCUCCCUGAUAUGCACGCCUCAUUCGGUCUGUCGUUGCAUGUACUCCAAGUUUCAUCUUCUUUUGGAGGAUCUGCCAAUGCCUAUUUAAACGUUGCUCGUCUCUUGGCGCCUACUGAUCGAGUUGUCCUGUUCCCGGAUGGUUUGCCUUUGCACCUCUCGAGUAAUUUGUAUAGCUCCAUCAUUCGGUCGACGUCUCCGCAGCCUCUCGUACUAGGCAACAAUAGCCGUAGGACAUAUCCAUUCGCCCCGAUGUCCCCUGUUGUUCUUCCUAAGGACUAUCCUACAUGGUGUACCGAGCGUUUUUCUCUUUUCCAAUCUCGAUCACUCGACUGGGAAGACUGUCUCUGGCAACUGUGGCUUGAAAGUGCUGGUGAGGUCAAGUCUACGGCGGUGGACAGCCGGCCAGUGGUGGAAACCGGCAGAUCCAACAACUCCUCAUCCGCAAAGUUAAGACGACGUUGGACUGUCAAAUAUCGCGCAGAAGCCUGUGCUCUAGCUAUGAAACGAGCGCAGAUAUUAGAAGCAACCAGUUAUGCAGAUAAGAAGGCGUUCCAAUGGCGCAAGAAAUUUUGUCAUGAGGUGAGGUCUUGA
Molecule: messenger RNA, 1317 nt
Organism: Suillus fuscotomentosus
Lineage: Eukaryota; Fungi; Basidiomycota; Agaricomycetes; Boletales; Suillaceae
Exons: 4
Coding region: 1-1317 (438 amino acids)
Source: RefSeq, a predicted model, not a curated record